GCCCGACAAGGAAAUCGCAGGAUGUAUCAAUGAUAUCGGCAUUCCUUUCACCGCCGCAGACCUGGUCAAGCCCAACCCGCAACAGAUUCAACAGGUUUUCGAAUGGUUUGCGAAGAUUGUCAUGAAUAUUACCCGGGAUACGGUGGAGCCUGGGAUGCGCGUCGCAGCGGAGGACGUUGGUGGUGACUAUCCAGAUAUCGUGCCUACCGAAACGCGCAAUCUGAUGGGAUUUUUUGCGAGCUUGCGGCGGUUGAUGAUGGAGGUAUGUAUGCUUAAUGCUGGGGCGAUGCUUCUACUCGAAGGCAUCCGUUACCUGACUUUUGCUAACUCGAUCUCUUGAACACAGUGUGGGGUGCACGACUUCACCUUUACAGACAUGACAAAGCCCACGCACGACCGACUAGUCAAGAUCUUUUCGUACCUCAUCAACUUCGUCAGAUUUCGCGAGUCCCAAAACGCCGUUGUGGAGGAACACUUGAACAAGUCCGACAAGAUCAAGACACGCAUCGAGACUCUCUACGAAGAGAACCAGGAAAUGGGACGACAUCUAGACGAGAUGCGGCGCAACCUAAAGGCCAACGAGGCCCAAGUGAAGGAGAAAGUCCGACGAAACGACGAGCUCAAGGCGCGACUACUCGAAUUAAGACGCAAUCAGGAACGAGUCGCCGAUACACUGGAACGGGUCAAGACAGACAAGGGGAAACGGCAAGCAACUUUGGAAGAAAAGACGGAGAAGGUCGUCCGCACUCGGCAGGAGGUGGAAAAGCUACGUCCUUACGUUAUGGAAAGCCCGGGUACCCUCCAGGCUACUUUGACCGACCUUUCGGAGAAUCUGCUGCGCGAAAAGGCCCAGAUCGAUGCGAUGGAGAAGAGAGCGAGAGCGCUGCAAACCUCGUCGGAUACAUUUACGGUUGUAAGCAAUGAUGUGCAGGCUUGCAUCAAACUUCUCGAGGACAUAUCCGUGGAGCUGCAGAAGGAGGAGGAAGAGGAAUCGCGAGCGUCUCGGAACAAGGAAGCGAUUUCUGACCGAGGUAAUAAUGUGAGAGAGGUGGAGCAAACGGAGAAGUUGCUUCAGCGACAGCUGGCGCGGUGGAACGAGAGGAUCGAAACUCUCCGGAAGAAUGCCCAAGAAAAGGCAGAUGCGGCACAAGCCCGUAUGGAGGAGCUACGGAAUGUCCAGAAGCAACUCCGUGAAGAACGCGCAGAAAAGCAGCGUGAUAUGGAGAGAAGAAGAAUCAAGAUCGAACAGAUCGAGAAGAAGAUGGUCGAUCUCAAGGAGAACAUCGAGAAUGAAAUCCAGAGCGCCCAUGAUGAAUAUCUGAAGCUGGAAUCGCACAUCAAGCUUUAUAUCACCGACAUGGAGAAGUGUCUAUGAGUAUGGUGUUUUCAUUGGUACAUACAAUUCAGGAGUUUACGGUUGGCUCUAGGAUACCCGGGUGAUUAAGGCUCAUAUAUGACAGAGUUUCCUUGUUUCUAAUUUCGUCAUUGUCAUGAUAUUCUACACAUCCAGACUAUCUGUAGUAGUCGAGUUCCUCGGAUCGCUGAAUUCGAACCACCGCUGUGCUAUGUGUCUCACAGGAACAUUCUGUCCGCCCCAGGUACUUUCGUCUCUCCCGGUUCGCACGGAGCUGUUGAGCAGCGGCACAUGAGCAUCCCAUAAUGUCAGGCCGCUGUUGUCAGGACGUGUAACAUCUUGGCAUUCACAGAGUACAAGGUCCGCUGCCUCGCGCGCAGCAGUCUCGACCACAGCGGCAAACGUUCUGGACAGUCCUUGGGCGGAAAAUUCAGAGGUGGAAUGAUGUAAAGCCAACGGGUCAAGAAUCGCCAAUAAAGGCCGACACGACUGUUGCUCUCCGACAGCAACUGUGUCCUGUCCGGCAAUAUCGUUAAAAUGCAGCACAGAGAGGUAGGCACGAAGAUGCUCCAGGGUCGGACAAUAGGCCACUUUGGUCCGCGAGGACCUGGAGAGCAACCCAAGAGUUUUGGUGAACAAUGGGCAGCUAUCAAGGGUCUGGGUGCGUACGGUCGCGAACACUCGUCUGGAAAAUUCACUUCUUCCCGAGCAGAUAAUUAGGAGAGUUGCGGUGUCCUUGUUGUCGAGAAUGUACGGUAGAAAAUCCAAUACUUGGUCUUCGAGAUAUAUUUGGGGCACGGCGUCCAUGACCCAUAAUUUGUAAGAGGUCAGUUGUCUGUAAAUGAUGGGUUAGGAUAAAGUGUCACUGUCAGUCACGUUCAUUAGAGGCUCGUGGAGCAGCAGCAAACAAGCUGGGCGGU
Molecule: messenger RNA, 2274 nt
Organism: Aspergillus melleus
Lineage: Eukaryota; Fungi; Ascomycota; Eurotiomycetes; Eurotiales; Aspergillaceae
Gene: nuf2
Product: kinetochore-associated Ndc80 complex subunit NUF2
Exons: 2
Coding region: 377-1375 (332 amino acids)
Biological process (GO): kinetochore organization; mitotic spindle organization; attachment of mitotic spindle microtubules to kinetochore
Cellular component (GO): kinetochore; Ndc80 complex
Molecular function (GO): protein-containing complex binding
Source: RefSeq, a predicted model, not a curated record